AGGUGCUCGAGCCGCCAGCCCUCCGAAAGCCUCCCCCGCCGGAGACCCGCAAAGGACGGACCAACUCACCACAGCAGUGAGCGGCAAGCGGUCCCUCCCCACGCUGCCGGGAUGGAGAGUCGGCAGCACAACGCCACCAAGGAGCCUGAGAUCGAGCUGUUUGUGAAGGCUGGUCUGGAUGGAGAAAACAUCGGAAACUGCCCCUUCUGCCAGCGCCUCUUCAUGGUGCUGUGGCUCAAAGGGGUCAAGUUCAACGUCACCACGGUGGACAUGACCAGGAAACCUGAAGAGUUGAAAGAUUUAGCGCCGGGCACCAACCCACCCUUCUUGCUGUUCAACAAGGAGCUGAAAACAGACUUCAUUAAGAUCGAGGAGUUCCUGGAGCAGACCCUGGGCCCACCCACGUAUCCGCACCUGAGCCCCAAGUACAAGGAGUCCUUCGACGUGGGGAGCGACAUCUUUGCCAAGUUCUCGGCGUACAUCAAGAACCCACGCAAGGAAGCAAAUAUCAAUUUCGAGAAGGCCCUGCUGCGGGAGUUUCAGCGGCUGGAUGUCUACCUAAACACUCCUCUCCCCGAAGAGAUUGACCAGGACAGUGUGGAGGACAUCACCGUCUCCAAGAGGAAAUUCCUGGAUGGAGACCACCUGACGUUGGCUGAUUGCAACCUCCUGCCCAAACUGCAUAUCAUCAAGAUUGCAGCCAAAAAGUAUCGCGACUUCGAGAUCCCAGCGGACAUGACGGGCGUCUGGCGCUACCUCAACAACGCCUACGCCUGCGAUGAGUUCAGCCACACGUGUCCCGCGGACGAGGAGAUAGAGCACACCUAUGCCAGCGUCGCCAGGAAGAUGACCUAACCCCACCGCGGGGUGCGCCGGCAGCACUGCCCCGGCCGAGCCCUCCACCUCCGCAGUCCUGACACAACCGAACCCUGGCCGAGGGAGGGACUGGAGGGGGUUUACGGCAUUGCUACCCCCCGCCUUUCAGAAAUAGCGCCUUGCUUCACAGCCCCCCGCCGCUCCCUCCUCCUCCUCCUCCGCCGGCUGGCUGCAGCCCCCGUGCGCCGUCAGUGCUGACUGCGUGUACGGACCGGUCCCUGCGUGGCUGCAGUGGCAACUGCAUCCCUCCUCCCCGAAAACGGGUCUCACGGCCUGUGACCAUGUGUCAUGGGAAAAGCCGAGCGCUAGCCUACUGCUGCGGCACUUUGGUGGAAGAGAUGAGACCCCCCAAACGGCUGGGCCAGCCCUGCCUCCCCAUCCACUGCCGGAGCAGCUCUGCCAGCCCCAUGUGGUCCCAGCCAUCCCGUAUGCUCGGGAAGAGACAUCCCAGGAUCCCAGCACAUCGCCUGGGCUGGAGCUAUUUGAAUUUGGUCGCCCUUCUGCACAGCACCCCGCAGCCUGCGUUUGGGCAAGCCCUCUCUUCCACCAAGGCAUCAAGGCUCCAUCUGAAGACACCAAAAGGCUCUGCCCCCGGUAGUUUAUUGCAGUGACAAAUUGUUCUCACUGCUAGAGAGUUGUAACCUGCAUCUAACUCCCCAUUAGGACAUGGGGACAGGAAGAUGCUGGGCACGAUGCCUGGCACGAAAGUGC
Molecule: messenger RNA, 1587 nt
Organism: Gymnogyps californianus (California condor)
Lineage: Eukaryota; Metazoa; Chordata; Aves; Accipitriformes; Cathartidae
Gene: CLIC2
Product: chloride intracellular channel 2
Exons: 6
Coding region: 112-855 (247 amino acids)
Biological process (GO): chloride transmembrane transport; negative regulation of ryanodine-sensitive calcium-release channel activity
Molecular function (GO): chloride channel activity
Source: RefSeq, a predicted model, not a curated record